Messenger RNA from Spinacia oleracea (spinach), 895 nucleotides. Its product is annotated as probable magnesium transporter NIPA9. NCBI's taxonomy places the organism in Eukaryota, Viridiplantae, Streptophyta, Magnoliopsida, Caryophyllales, Amaranthaceae. The record is from RefSeq and is a predicted model, not a curated record. The coding region runs from base 72 to 440 and encodes 122 amino acids. The transcript has 3 exons.
UGCUAUAUUGAUCACAAGUUUCAGAUUGAUUUUUUAUCAAAAAAACAAAUUAAAACUUCCAGUGACGAACAAUGGGUUUGUUGGCUUUCUUCACUGUGGCUUUGAUGCCAGUGUUGAUGACGUUGUUGUUAACAAUAAUUGGUCUGUUUCUUGCCAUGGAUCACAUUAAUCUACUUGAUCCAAUUGCAAGGAAUCGCAUAAAUAAUGUAUCUGUCAUCCAACCUGUUUCUGGAUGUGGACUUGCUAUACUUUCCAUUUUCUCCCAUUUUUACUUGAAGGAGCUUAUGAAUGUUGUAGAUUGGCUGGGAAUCGCAUUGGCUGGCAUUGGUACAAUAGGUAAUGUCUACACUCCGAGGAUUGCGCCUUAUGCGAGGAAUUUGAUGUGGUUCGUGAGCAAUGGGCUAAGUUUUUUACCAACAAGUAUUUAUUAUUGGCUUUAGCGCGCUUGAUCGAGUUGGUUUAGUUGUUAUAGAAUAAAUUUUAUAUUAAAAUGUAUGUUUAUGUUGAAAUUGGAACAUAUAUUUAAAUGUAAUAUGUGCACUUUGGUUUUGGGAUAUAUAGUAUACAAAACUCCAGUUGUUGUUUUUAUAUUUGUUAUACAGGUUGCGUUAUUCUAUUAUUGUUUUGACAGGUUUCUAUAUUUGGUGCAAGGCACUCUAGGUAUCCCUAAACAAAAUUAGAAUUUUCCCGCCAAAAGUGCUUUUUUGCAGCGUACAUAUAUGUUGUACGCUGCAACAAGGGAAAAAAUUUUCGCAAAAAUUCAGACUUGUUGCAGCGUACAAAUAAAUGUACGCUGCAAAAAGUUGAGUCUGUUGCAGCGGGCUUUUAUAUGUACGCUGCAACAAGUCCAAAAUUUUGCCAAUUUUUUGGCACUUGUUGCAGCGUACAUCUAAAA